GACCGACUUCUCGACCGCUGCAUCCACCUCUUGUCCUCUUCGCCGUCUGCUACAGUCGAAAGAAUGAAGCCGUCUGUCCUCUCGAAUUCGUGUGUGUCUUGCACCCAUCAACCUGGUUGAAUGCCAAGAGACCAGCACUACAGAAACACAAAGGGGUGUCGACGAAUCCACACGACUCUGCGACCAUUGCCAUACGCUGCUUUACCAUCUUGCGUUCGCUACGCGUCCUCGAACCGGGAGCCAACACUGUUCUUCAUGGAAUCCCGCUUCAAGAAUGGCAGCGUUUCUCCUGGUGUCUCGAACGCGGCCACAUGUGAUUUCUCCAAAUGGAUUCUUCUACUCCGUACGCGUUAGCCUCGUAACGAGGAGAGACAAGGAAACGCUCCCAAAGAACAAACACGCAGACGGCAAUCCCAGCCCAUAGCGUCGGAUAACAGAAGCAUAGGCCGCCGCUAGUUGAUGUCGUCGCAACGAUUCAGCACCCAUCCCAGUUCCGUCCUGCCCGCGCUCAGGGAGUGAGGAACUCUGCUCGCUGCCCCUUGGGUCCAUCCUCUCGUUUCUAUUAAACGGCAAGAUGCCGCACCCCUUCCCAGGUUUUCGGGCCGUCUUGUCUCGGGUGUUUGUUGCCGUCCUCGAGGAUCUUGUCGCCGUCAUCCUUACCGAUACCCUAAAUUGAUUACAUCCUUAUCGCUGUUUUCAUUGCGUGACAGAUCACGACCCCUUGCGUCAAUCGAAUCCGUGUCCGUGUCCUCGAAAGGUGUCUGUUCCGACUGUUCCAAUUGCCACGCGGUGUCGUGCCACAUCUUGGCCUUCGACAGCUCGACGCUCGUAUCAGCGAGGCUACUGCGAGUCACCGAGAAACAAGAGGCUUGUCUCGCCAUUCAAGCAUUCGACCAUACGCCAGCCAGAUAAACCAAGUAUUCUGCUGCUCCUGCUGUUGUGACAAUGAAAAAGUUCAGGCUCAGCACAUGGCUUGGCUCCGGCUCAACAUCUGAUGCUGCCGAAAGCGACGAGAAGAAGCAAAACCGCCGCUCCUUUUCCCCGUUUUCUGCCAAGUCCAGCGCCAAAGUCAAGGAUGAGAUUUCAACUGAGGCCUCGGCCUCGGCCACUAAGGAUGCCUAUACUAUGCCAGAAAGCCCCGUUUCGUCGGCGUCACGAUUGACAGAGCUCGCGAAGAAGAUCGCUCUCGAGACCGAAAAGCUCGAAAAGUACAUGCAGGACAACAGCCUGCCAAUGCCUACCUUGGACCCAAGCGGACCGGGCGAUUUUCCAAAACUUCCCGAGGACAUUCAGAAGAGUCGUAUGGAGAUCAUCUAUGCUACUCGGGAGCUUGAGGCUCUGGCUCACGGACCCAGAGAGGAUGUUAGAUGGAAGACAUGGAGUUAUCAAGAUAGUCUCAGUCUACAGCUUGUGAACCAUUUCCGCUUGGCCAAGCUUGUUCCCAUUGACGGCACCAUCACACUCGCCGAACUUCAGUCCAAGACUUCGCUGGACCCCGUCAACCUAGCCCGCAUUCUACGCCAUGUCAUGACCAAUCGCAUAUUCCGCGAGCCUUCGCCCGGUGUCAUCGCCCACACGGCAGCAUCACGUCUGUUGGCCGAAGACCAAUCGUUACAGGACUGGGUUGGCUACAAUCUCGAGGACAAUUUCCCAGCCUCCGCGCAUGUCUUGCAGGCUCUCAACGCAUACCCAGAGGCCACUUCUCUAACGCGCACCGGCUUCAACUUUGCAUUCGACACGGUGGACAAGGAGCCGAUGUUCGUCACCUUUGGCAAGGAUCCGGCCCGUGCGAAGCGUUUUGGCGGUGCGAUGCUCAGUCUUACUGGUGGGGAAGGCUACGAAGUUAAGCACCUGGUUGAUUCCUACGACCUUGGCGAGAUUGAUUCCAAAGGAGGGACGCUGGUAGAUAUCGGUGGCAGCCACGGCUUUGUGUGCGUCGACCUGGCAAAGAAGUGGAGGAACAUGAAGUUUGUGGUACAAGAUCUCCCGAAGACGGUCGACUCGGCGCCGAAGCCGAUCUCUGACGACUCCCAAAUCUCUGAGCGCAUCGAACUCGUAGCGCACGAUUUCUUCCAAGAGCAGACGGUGAAGGAUGCCGACGUCUACUUCUUCCGCUGGAUCAUCCAUAACUAUUCAACACCCUAUGCAGUCUCUAUUCUCAAGAAUCUCGUUCCGGCACUCAAGCCUGGCGCUAGAGUCGUCAUCAAGGACCACUGUCUGCGAGAGCCGGGACAAGAGACGCCGUGGGACGAGAGGAUCAUCCGCAGCAUGGACAUGGUCAUGCUGGCUGUGCUGAACGCUCAAGAACGCGACGAGGACGAGUAUCGAGAACUGUUCAAAGCGGCAGAUGAGCGCUACGUUUUCAAGGGUGUGAUGCGGCCCAAGGGGUGCAGGAUGAGCAUCAUCGAAGCGGUAUGGGAUCCAGAGGGGUUGGGCACCGCAGCGGGGCCGAAUGACUCCGUUCCAGCCGAGGUCAAGGAGGAAUAACACCCCCACGCCACCGGCAAUGGAAUUUGCAGCAAGCUACACUUGUGUUCAAACACCAACCGCUCUAAAAUAAAACAAAAAAUACUCUCACAUGAAGUCACCGUUGCUGAUGCAGAUUGGGGGAGGGCGCAGUGUCCAAUAACGGAAGGUACUCCACAUCGUGGGGUGGGACAGCCUUUCGCUUCGGCCGGUCAACAUUACAGGUACAUGGAGCAAUUACACAGCCCGCUAACCAUCAACCAAU
This is a messenger RNA of Colletotrichum destructivum, 2731 nucleotides long. RefSeq names its product Putative O-methyltransferase domain, S-adenosyl-L-methionine-dependent methyltransferase superfamily. The coding region runs from base 946 to 2487 and encodes 513 amino acids. The transcript has 5 exons. Lineage: Eukaryota; Fungi; Ascomycota; Sordariomycetes; Glomerellales; Glomerellaceae. Gene Ontology annotation, molecular function: O-methyltransferase activity. The record is from RefSeq and is a predicted model, not a curated record.